Molecule: messenger RNA, 804 nt
Organism: Geosmithia morbida
Lineage: Eukaryota; Fungi; Ascomycota; Sordariomycetes; Hypocreales; Bionectriaceae
Exons: 3
Coding region: 1-804 (267 amino acids)
Source: RefSeq, a predicted model, not a curated record
AUGUUGCGGCAGAGCGAGACGCUCGAGACUCGCAGAAUGACCACAGUGAUUAGUCUACCAAACGGUGUAGACGACAAGACAGUCAUACACGAGGAAGAGAGUGGUAUUGCUGCACACAUUGAUGAGACACCUCAGGGCCUCAAAGUGUUCGUCCCCAGCAAAAUUUCCGAUCGGGAAUGGUGCUUCCUUAACGACCAUGCUGAGGAAACCUGGGACAGCCCGGGGGCCAGUUAUCUUGCCACGCCUCCCAUCCCCCUUUCUGACCAUGCGGUUGACUCCGAGACGAGACUGACUGCGGUCCAUACUCCAGAAAAGUAUGUCAACAACUGCCGGCACGCCUACGUACGAGACCGAUUCGGAAGCGAUCCGCGCAACCAGGUCCCCGACUGCCCGUGCUCAUCGACAGUCCACUGCCGGGGCGACUGCUGCAGCCCAUACAUCAAGACAGGUGUUGUCGCCCGUAAAUGUACCUGUGCAGCUGUCCAUACGGACGCGGCUUCGGGAUUCGACGCAGACAGACUAUCGUCGCAUGCUGGAGAGCGCAAAAACAACAAGAUUGGGUUCGCGGGCGAACUGUUGCAGCACACCCGGACAGAGUUGCCCAAGUUUACGGUUGACAACUGGAGGAGCAGUAUCCGACACUGCGCUCAAGUUCAUUCCGAACACGAGAGCCCUGAAUUGUGGAAUGGGCCUGGGACCGUAGGCAUUGUGUAUGACGAUACUUCGGCCGCAUUCAUCACCGAGUUGCUGGCCGAGAAAGGACAUCUUUCCGAGUUUAACGUCGACCGCCUGCGCCACGCCUAA